ACUCGGUGAUUGUCGUUCAGUUGACCGAUCGGACCAAGAAAUCAUCGUCAGCAGCGGAGUUAACACGUAGUGGAGGCCAAGGGCAUGGAGAGCGAAGGCAGCACGAGCGCCAACGGCGGCGCCGCCUGCGCGGUCUGCGGCGGGUCCGCGGCCUUGUACUGCCCGGCGGACGCCGCGGCGCUCUGCGUGCCCUGCGACGCGGCUGUCCACUCCGCCAACCCUCUGGCCUCCCGCCACGAGCGCGUGCCGCUGGCGGCCGCCGUGGCCGUGGCGGCGACCUCCGGCGUGUACGACGGCCUCUUCGCGGCUGACGACGAAGGCGCGGCGUCCUGGCCGACUCCGGUGCAGGGAAGCCCCAACAGCGGCUCGUCUGGCUUCAGUAACGGCAGCGGCGUCGAGGUGAGCCUGUUUGACCUGCUCUCCGACGUCGACCUCGUGGCCACCGGCGCCGGCGGGAGCGUGUCUUCGGACGGUGGCGUCGCGCCGUUGUGGCUGCAGCCUGGCCUUGUCUCUGCUGCGUGGAACUCCUCUUGGUCGGCGUCAGAGGCCGUGGUCGUCCCGUCGCCGGCGGACAGGGCGGCGAGGGUCAUGCGGUACCGCGAGAAGCGCAAGAACCGCAAGUUCCACAAGACCAUCCGCUACGCCUCCCGCAAGGCGUACGCCGAGGCGCGGCCGAGGGUCAAGGGCCGCUUCGUCAAACGCCCUGCCGCGGCGGCGACGGACGACGGCAACACGAGCGCCGCCGAGGCCGCCAAAUUCUGGCUCUCCUUCUCCGACAACAGCGUAGGGUUUCACGUUGCUUCCCAUGGAGUCGUGCCAAGCUUCUAGUUCUGGAAGGGUGAAGGUACUUGACCGUGGCAAUGGCGUCUGCCCAGCUUGAGACGAAAUCCAGCAAAGUGCAGAUGCCAUGCUGCCAUCCUAUCGGCGCCAUGGUCUUCCUGCCGUGCCCGUGAUCCUGUCGUGCCGUCGUUGCAGUCAAUAUUCAUUCAUGGUAAAAACCCGCCAUCGACAUUUUUAACUGAUGACGCGGGUUCUUCGAUCAUCCCCAUUGGUGAACUACUAGGCGAUUAAUGUAUUUCCUCGGUCUCUUGUUAGUUUCAAGUGCUAAUAUGAAUAAAGAAUCAUGUCGAAUUCUUGUAAGCACACUGAUGUUCAUAUCAUUUUA
Messenger RNA from Hordeum vulgare subsp. vulgare (domesticated barley), 1165 nucleotides. Its product is annotated as zinc finger protein CONSTANS-LIKE 1-like. The coding region runs from base 85 to 828 and encodes 247 amino acids. The transcript has a single exon. Lineage: Eukaryota; Viridiplantae; Streptophyta; Magnoliopsida; Poales; Poaceae. Gene Ontology annotation, molecular function: protein binding; zinc ion binding. The record is from RefSeq and is a predicted model, not a curated record. Gene Ontology annotation, cellular component: nucleus. Gene Ontology annotation, biological process: regulation of flower development; regulation of photoperiodism, flowering.